CAGGCGGCGGGGAGCGAGGGGCACCUCACUUCUCUACCACGACGACCAUCACCUCCACCAGUCCAUCCAAUCCCUCAUUCCGUUGCCUUGCCUUGACUUGCCUCAUUCUUCCUCCAUUCAUCCUACGACACAUCCGCCCACCCGUCUGCGCACAUGCAGAGCUCCUUCAACACACAGAGCAGUCUCAACUCGGCGCCCCCCGGCCAGGGACCCUCGUCCGGGUUGCCCACGCAGCCUGGCAGACCGCACAUCGAUGCAAAGAAGAAGCUGGUAGUUGUGGGAGAUGGUGGAUGCGGCAAGACCUGCCUCUUGAUCGUCUACUCGGAGAAUCGCUUCCCAGAGACGUACAUUCCGACCGUCUUUGAGAACUAUGUACCCAUCGUACGCUUCGAGGGCAAGACGAUCGAGCUCGCGCUAUGGGACACAGCAGGACAGGAAGAGUACGAUAGGCUGCGACCAUUGAGCUAUCCGGAAAGCGAUAUCAUCCUCAUUUGCUUUGCAGUGGACUUCCCGACUAGUCUGGCGAAUGUGCAGGAUAAGUGGUACCCGGAGAUCAAUCACUUCUGCGAAGGAGUUCCAAUCCUCCUAGUCGGCCUCAAGACAGACUUGCGCAAUGACCCGCACUCCAACUCGAUGCUGUCAGCACAAGGUUUGCGCCCAGUCUCACCAGAGCAAGGAGCAGCAGUGGCAAAGGAGAUUGGAGCGGCCAGAUACGUCGAAUGUAGCGCGAGGACUAAGCAGGGAGUGCAGGAGGUAUUUGAUGCAGCGUUGCGGGAGGCAACCAAGAAGAGAUGGAGCAGGAGAAGAGGCGGAGGAGGCGCCGGCGGGGGUAGUGGGAAGGACAGGAAGUGCUUGAUCUUGUGAGCGGACAGGCGAGGGAAAGAGGGAAGGCGAGCAGGUUCUCGCAGCACCACUGGGUAAUCCGAACUGGGAUACCGACGAUCCAGAGGCGGUCAUGGUGAUGACUCUCCAUCUCCGCAGCUUUCGACCAGCAUUGUACGCCGCCACGCAAAUUCGUAGCCACGCAGCUUGUCAUCUUCAUCUACGAUCAUCAAUUUGCUUUGUACACCU
Messenger RNA from Jaminaea rosea, 1071 nucleotides. RefSeq names its product ras-domain-containing protein. The record is from RefSeq and is a predicted model, not a curated record. Gene Ontology annotation, molecular function: GTPase activity; GTP binding. Gene Ontology annotation, biological process: small GTPase-mediated signal transduction. The transcript has 4 exons. NCBI's taxonomy places the organism in Eukaryota, Fungi, Basidiomycota, Exobasidiomycetes, Microstromatales. The coding region runs from base 154 to 864 and encodes 236 amino acids.